Messenger RNA from Xiphophorus maculatus (southern platyfish), 2852 nucleotides. RefSeq names its product suppressor of SWI4 1 homolog (gene ppan). The record is from RefSeq and is a predicted model, not a curated record. Gene Ontology annotation, biological process: G protein-coupled receptor signaling pathway; rRNA processing; ribosomal large subunit assembly. The coding region runs from base 197 to 2719 and encodes 840 amino acids. The transcript has 13 exons. Gene Ontology annotation, cellular component: preribosome, large subunit precursor; membrane. Gene Ontology annotation, molecular function: rRNA binding; G protein-coupled receptor activity. NCBI's taxonomy places the organism in Eukaryota, Metazoa, Chordata, Actinopteri, Cyprinodontiformes, Poeciliidae.
UAUUAGUGUGCUGCACAUAGCGAGAACACCAUGUGGAAAGAACGUAGUCCACUUUAAAGCUUAUUAUUUCAACUUUAGUGGUUCGAAACAUUUAGCUGAUCCAGUUUAUGUAAUCAGUAUGGUUAGCUUAUAUAUACUUUAGCAACAUUUUUCGAGUUUUUGUGGUGAAACUAUUCAGUCGGCUUCAAGUUAAAUCAUGGGGAAAUCAAAGACUAAAAACCAAAAGAAAUCCCGAGGACAAGCCAUCCACGUGGCUGAGGAUGCCUACAGGUCUGUGCCCCACUCCUUCGUGUUUCAUCGGGGUCAGGUUGGAAAAAACGUGGGUCAGCUCGUCCAGGACAUGAGGAAAGUCAUGCAGCCUUACACCGCAGAGUCUCUGAAGGUACGGAAAAAAAAUCUCCUUAAGGAUUUUGUGUCUGUAGCAGGACCCCUGGGGGUGACCCACUUCAUUAUCUUUGGCAAAACUCCCGACAGCAUCAACAUGAGACUCGCUCGACUUCCCAAAGGCCCCAUGCUUUAUUUUAAGGUCCUGAAGUAUUCCCUUAUCAAAGACGUGGUUUCAUCGUUGAAGAAGCACAGGAUGCAUGAGCAGCAGUUCACCCACCAUCCACUUCUCAUCCUCAGCAACUUUGGAGUGGAUGGCAUGCACGUGAAACUCAUGGCCACCAUGUUCCAGAACAUGUUUCCCUCCAUAAAUGUCCAAAAGGUAAACCUCAACAGCAUCAAGAGGUGUGUACUGUUCAGUUUUGACCCAGCGUCCCAGGAAAUUCAGUUUCGGCACUAUAGCCUGAAGGUCGUCCCUGUGGGGAUGAGCCGAGGAAUAAAGAAGCUAAUGCAAGAAAAGUUCCCCAAUAUGAGCAAGUUUGAGGAUAUCACUGAACUGCUGGUGAAGGGAGCGAACUUGUCUGAAAGUGAAGCCGAGCAGGACGGCGAGCACAACAUAACGGAGCUGCCGCAGAUGUAUUCCGGAAGAGGCAACAUGCCGUCCCAGCAGAGCGCUGUCCGUUUGACCGAAAUCGGUCCUCGAAUGACGCUGCAGCUGGUGAAGAUCCAGGAAGGGAUGGGAGACGGGAACAUUCUUUACCACUCCAUGAUUUCCAAGACAGAGGAAGAAAUACAGGAGAUCCUGAGGAGGAAGGAGGCGAAGAUGAAGGAAAAGGAGGAACGCAGGAAAACACAGGAGCAAAAUGUGGCGACGAAGAAAGAGAAACGAGAAGAGAACAAGAAAAAGAGUCUGGAAGGCAUAAAAAAGAAACGAGCUGAAGCCGAGGAGGACAGUGAGGUGGAAGAUCCAGGGAUGCAGGACGAUAGGCCAGCUGCUGUUGAAUCUGAUGAUGAUGUGGAGUACUAUAGACAGGCUGUGGGGCAAGAACCAGAUGAAGAUAUGUUUCCGGGGGCCAAGAAGAGGCGGCGUCCAGAGAAAUCUCACGACCGAGCCAAGAAGAGAAAGCUGUCCCCUGGUAAAUCAAAACAACCAGAUUCUAAAUCACCAAAAAGAAAAGGUGCAGUUGGGCAGCACAGAGACAAAACGGGAAAAGCUCCUCAUGGAAAAGGAUGGAAGAAAUCUAAAGAUGAGGAGAAAGCAUUUGGGAAGAAAAAGUGGCCUCCAGGAAAAGCAUUUGGCUCUAAGAAAUCUGGAGAGAGGGAAAAUAAAUUUUCACGCAAAAACUUUGAUGGAAAGAGAAACAAGGACAAAACGUUUCAGACAAAAGGUCACAAAGGCAAGUCUGGCCUCAAGAGGAAAGGUGCAGGUGGAAAGCAAAGCUUCACACGGACAAAAGGAAAAGAAAACAGGAUGGCAGUCAACUUCUCUGAAUGUGAGAAGUUUCAGAUUGGCCUGCUCCCUACCAUGUAUGGGGUUGAGUUUGUGGUGGCCUUGGCAGGAAACACGUUUGCCCUGUGGCUGCUGCUCAUCAAAGAAAAACGCAACUGGCACUCCGGUGUUGUCCUCUCCUGUAACCUGGCCAUCAGUGACCUGCUGUAUAUCCUCACCCUGCCUCUGCUGAUUGUCUACUACGCACUGGGGAAAGACUGGCUGUUCAGCGAGGCUGUGUGUAAAAUCGAGAGGUUCCUUUUCACCUGCAACUUGUAUGUGAGCAUUUUCUUCAUCAUGACAAUAAGCUUGAACCGCUGCAUAGGCAUCGUGUGCCCGUUCUUCACUCGCUCGUAUGUGGAACCUUUUCAUGUCAAAGUCAUCAGUGCCAUCUUAUGGAUUAUUGUUGGAGUCAUCUCGAGCCCUAUGCUGAAGUUUGCUUCUCUUUGUCAACACGAUUACAAUAACAACACGUUAUGUGUGGCUUUCUGUCACCAAACGUCUGACGACACGUCUGACUUUAUCUACAGAGUGUUCCUUGCUGUUUUUGGCUGUCUUGUUCCUUUCAUAGUAACUUUUACUUCUUACUGUCUGUUGUUUCGGGUUGUGUGGAAAAAUGUCAACAUAACGACACUUGAAAAGCAUAAAGUUGCCUUGUUAGUCUCAUCAGUGAUUGUCCUCUAUGCUGUUUCCUUUGUGCCCUAUCAUGUCUACCAAGUCUAUCAUCUGUAUUUGAGGAAAAGUGACCCCAAGAGCAUAAACUGUUGGGUCUACAAAAUGUACCAAGUGUCCAAGGGACUGGCAACGCUGAACAUGUGUAUCCAUCCCAUACUCUACAUGGCUGUGUUUGACAGUAUUAGAGUAGCAUGCUGUGGAAAGAGCUCAGAAGACAACCCAGAAGGAUGAGGAAGUAGAGCCUGGUUUCAGACUAAACAUAACUUUGCUGCAUGUAUCUUUGUAAGAUGCCUAAAUGUCACAGCUCUGUGCUGAAUACAUUUAAUCACAUCUGUUUGUAAUAAAAAUUUUCAUUUUUUUCAAA